Molecule: messenger RNA, 1214 nt
Organism: Vigna umbellata (rice bean)
Lineage: Eukaryota; Viridiplantae; Streptophyta; Magnoliopsida; Fabales; Fabaceae
Source: RefSeq, a predicted model, not a curated record
UUGCUAUGUAGUCUUUGCAAGAUGGGAGCAGAAAAAUUCUCUUGCAGCAUAUGAAGCAUUGGUUUCUAUUCUCAGGGUUUUUGCUUCAACAUUCUUUCCUCGUUUUCUUUAUGUGGUUGAGGAAAGUGAGGAAACGUUUCAGAGGCAGAAGGAAGGCCUCGGUUGGAUUUUAUGUGUCUGUCUUUCAUUCAAAUAUUAAUAAUCUCCUAGGGUCAGGAGUUUUGGCUAGAACUCGAAGGAGCUGUUUUGUUGGAUAUUAAGUGGGCCUGCCUGGAAUCCUUGUUGUCAAUUCCUUCGUAUGCUCUAAAGAAUGGGUUUAAUUUGGAGGAAAACCACGCAUUGUUCUCAGAUGACACUCUAAAAUGCAUUUUUGGGUGACCUUGUCGAGAGUCUUGAAAAUGCUGGAGAAAGUUGUGUGCUACCCAUGCUGAGAUCAGUCAGAAUGUUUAUUUGAGCUGGUUGCUAAAGUGACGUCAAAAACAGUUGUUUCCCGUUGUCACUUAAUCGACACCCAGAUGAUGUGGAAUUUGGUUCGGUCCUCUUGGAUAUUGCAUGUAAGUUGCAAUAAGCGAAGGGUAGCAUCAAUUGCUGCUCUGUUGUCAUCUAUUAUGCAUCCUUUGGUAUUUAAUGAUGAGAGCAUGCACGAAACAGACAAUGCACCUGGACCCCUGAAGUGGUUUAUUGAAAAUCUUCUAAAGGAGGGCACAAAGAGUCCUCGUACAAUUCGUCUUGCAGCUUUGCACUUGACAGGAUUAUGGUUCUUAAAUCCUAGGAUUAUAAAGUUUUAUCUGAAAGAACUCAAGUUGCUAUCUCUGUAUGGAUCAGUUGCAUUUGAUGAGGAUUUUGAAGCUGAACUUUCUGACAACAGUGAUGCUAGACUGGAAGUCUCUAUACUGGCCAGUAGUCCUGAUCCCGAGCUUACUGAAGCAUUUAUUAAUACAGAGUUGUAUGCACGUGUAUCAGUCGCUGUUCUGUUUUACAAGUUGGCAGACUUGGCCAGGAUGGCGGGAUCCCGAAAUGAAGAUGCAGACUGUAUUGCAGCAGCACAAGCAUCUGGCAAAUCAUUUCUGUUAGAGCUUCUUGAUUCUGUGGUAGUAGAUUACUAUUAUUAUCAACUAAUGCUAAGAAUUUAUUUCUAUGCUAAGUUUGAAGUAGGUUUUACUACUAGAUUAUUUUGAAGAAAGACAUGAUUUGUAUGUUAUAUUUGGGUUUCG